Messenger RNA from Octopus sinensis (East Asian common octopus), 1625 nucleotides. RefSeq names its product zinc finger protein 2 homolog. Gene Ontology annotation, molecular function: RNA polymerase II cis-regulatory region sequence-specific DNA binding; DNA-binding transcription activator activity, RNA polymerase II-specific. The transcript is spliced from 2 exons. Gene Ontology annotation, cellular component: nucleus. The record is from RefSeq and is a predicted model, not a curated record. Lineage: Eukaryota; Metazoa; Mollusca; Cephalopoda; Octopoda; Octopodidae. Gene Ontology annotation, biological process: regulation of transcription by RNA polymerase II. Bases 256 to 1308 code for a protein of 350 amino acids.
AGCAUCGGUUAGUCACUCCUGAUAGGUCGGUCAGCCAUGACACGUGGAGAGCAGCUUAAUGUGCUUUUGUCUUGUUUAUUGACAUUUACAACUCAGUGAGACGAGGAAUGUCGUCUGAAUGACAUGCUUGAAAGAUACAGCCGUCAUAUGCUACUGAACUGAUAUGGUUGUAUUUGAAAGGAAGCAAGGAAUCCUCUGAGAAGGAGAGAGAAAAGCUGAACGCUCCAUCUGAAAAGCAACUCAACAUCUUCAACAAUGUUUUCUUGUGAAAUAGCCAAGAAGAAAAAGGUGGAAACCACGAGGAAGAAUUACCAGUGUAAAAUCUGCAACAAAUCUUUUAAAUGCACUGCCAAACUUAUCAUACACGAACGGAUACACACGGGGGAAAGACCUUUUCACUGUGAUAUUUGUGGUAAGAAAUUUAUCACAAAAUAUUAUCUGAAGGACCAUGUUCGAACUCACACGGGCGAAAAGCCAUUUGUAUGUAUGUACUGUGGUAAGUCAUUUGCAGUGAAGAGCAACCUAACGAAGCAUAAUCUCACACACACGGGAGAGAAACCUUACCAUUGUGAAAUAUGUGGCAAAAGUUAUACAUGUAGUAAUCAUAUAGUUGAACAUAAACGUACCCACACGGGGGAGAAACCUUACAGUUGUGAAUAUUGUGGUAAGAAAUUUUCUCAAAACUGUAAUUUGAAUAUACAUAAGCGAACUCACACGGGCGAAAGACCUUAUCAUUGUGAGUACUGUGGUAAGAAUUUUGUUCAGCAAAAGGAUUUAACUGGACACAGGUACACGCAUACGGGAGAAAAACCUUUUAGUUGUAUCUACUGCGGCACGGCGUUUGCGGACAGAAGCUGCUUGAAAAAGCACAUACGUAUUCAUACAGGAGAAAGGCUCUACCACUGCGAAGUUUGCGGGAAAAGCUUCAUGAUAAAAUAUGCAUUGAAAGUUCACAAAAGAAUACAUUCUGGAGAGAAACCCUUCUCUUGUGAAGAAUGUAGUAAGACAUUUUCACGUAAGGACCAACUGAUAGCACACAAGAUUUUGCAUACGGGGAAAAAGCCUUUCUGUUGCGAUUUUUGUGGCAAGACUUUCACAUAUCAUAGCUCUUUGAUCAAACACAGGCACACACAUUCAGGCGAAAAACCAUUCCACUGCGAAUAUUGUGGCAAGGCUUUUAUGACCAACUGCACGUUGAAACAGCACAAACGAACACACACGGGGGAAAAACCCUAUCAGUGUAAACACUGCACAAUGGUAUUUGCGCAUAACAGUGCAUUAAGCAGACAUAAACAAAUUCAUCGAUGAAUACAUUCAAAACAAAAUUCUGAUGUAAGAUAACUGAGCUUUUUCUGGUGUGACAGUGGAUGGAGAUUUAUUUUGAUCAAUGGCUCUCAACUCUUGGUUGGUGUAGAAUGUGAGAGAUUGGAAAAACAAGUGCACUUUUUUGCUUUCUUGUCCUAGAAGCUUCUCUAAUGUUCAGGUUUUUACUUAUAAAGCUUAGAAAAACAGGAUCUUUUCGGUUUGACUGGCAGUUUUUUCUAGCGGUGUCAUAUGAAAUUGUCACCCAAUAAUUAUGACCCUAGUAUCGAUCUAUUGCAUUUCAAUCUGUUUUAGGGUUAGGG